AAGAAGACAUGUCGAGCUUAACAGCCGAGACUGCAGCUCCCGCAAUUGAAAAGGCAGCUGCCACAGAAGUAGAAUCAGACUCCUCCUCUAUUAAAGAGAAGAGUUCUGUUCUUAACGAAAAGAAAGGAAAGAAAGAUAAGAAGGACAAGAAGAGCAAAAAGAGCAAAAAAGGAAAGCGUAAGGAUGACGACGAUGAGGGUGACGGUGAUGUCGAGAUUGAUGCUCCUGUUGCUCCUAAACCUGCGUCGCUUCUACAACUCUGGAAAUACGCCACCAAAGGCGAGAUCAUACUCAACUUGAUUGCUCUAUUCUUUGCAUGUGGUGCAGGUGCAACACAACCAUUAUUAUCUCUAAUCUUCGGUCGUAUGGUCUCAACAAUGACUACAUUCACCCAAAAAUCACUAGAAUAUAGGGCCAAUCCUAGUGACCCAGGACUUACACAAGAAUUCAAUGCCGCUGCAGAUGAUCUCAAUGAUGAUGUAUCAAUGAACUGUAUCUAUUUGGUCGUUAUUGGUGUCGCUAUGUUCAUCGGUACUUAUACUUACACCGUCAUUUUCACAUACACCUCAGAAAAUAUCUCACGCCGAGUCAGAGAAAUGUACCUUCGCGCUGUUCUGCGUCAAGAUGUCGCCUUCUUCGAUAAAAUUGGUGCUGGUGAAGUUGCAACCCGUAUUGAAACAGACACUCACUUGAUUCAAACGGGUGUGUCAGAAAAGGUCGGAACUGCUGCUAUGUAUAUAGCCACAUUUAUCACAGGUUUUAUUAUCGCCUUCGCUCGUCAAGCCAGAUUAGCAGGUGUCAUGUUUAUCAUUGUACCUUGCAUUGCCGUGCUUGGUGGAUUGUUGACUACUUUCACGUCAAAGUAUCAAACCCGUUCACUUGAUAACAUUGCAGCAUCUGGUAAUCUCGCUGAGGAAGUCAUCUCAACAAUCAGAACAGCUAAGGCAUUCGGAUCUCAACUCCUACUUGGUAACCUCUACGAUGAGGAACUCCAUAAAGCUCGCAAAACAGGAUACAGAGCAGCAUCAGUUAAUGCACUUGGUUUGACGGUCGUAUUCUUCAUUAUAUACUGUUCAUACGCGUUGGCAUUCGCGUGGGGUGUCACAUUGAUAUUAAAAGGCGAAGCAGACUCUGGUCAAAUUGUCUCAGUAUUGAUGUCAAUCUUAAUUGGUGCUUUCUCACUUGCUAUGAUGAACCCUGAACUUCAAGCCAUCGGUAAAGGUCGUGGUGCGGCUGCAAAAAUUUACGAAACAAUCGAAAGAGUACCAUUCAUCGAUAGUGCAAGCGAUGAAGGCCUUAAGCCUGCAACAGUUGAUGGUAAUAUUUCAUUUACUGAUGCAAACUUCGCAUACCCAGCCAGACCUGAGGUUCAAGUUAUGAAGAAUUUCACAGCCACCUUCCCUAAAGGACAGCUCACGGCCUUGGUUGGAGCAUCUGGUAGUGGUAAGAGUACAUCGAUUAGCUUGAUUGAACGUUUCUAUGAUCCUCUCUCCGGUUCCGUCAAGUUGGAUGGUAACGAUCUAAAGGAUAUCAACGUCAAAUGGCUUCGUAGCAAGAUCGGUCUUGUUGGUCAAGAGCCUAUCCUAUUCAAUGACACUGUCCGUGCCAAUGUUGAACACGGUUUGAUCGGAACUGAAAUGGAACACUGGCCAGACGAACAAAGGUUGGAAUUAGUUAUCAACGCUUGCAAGGUUGCUAACGCUGACGGUUUUAUCAACACACUGCCUGAGAAAUACGACAAUUCAGUUGGUGAACGCGGUAUGCUCUUAUCUGGAGGUCAAAAGCAACGUGUUGCUAUCGCCAGAGCAAUUGUAUCUGACCCUCCAAUCUUACUCUUGGAUGAAGCAACGGCAGCCCUCGACAGUGCAUCAGAGUCUAUCGUACAAAAAGCUCUCGAUAAAGCAGCAAAGAACCGUACGACUAUUGCUAUUGCUCACCGUUUGUCUACUAUCAAGAAUGCUAAUCAGAUUAUUGUCAUGGGUGGUGGUGAAAUCCUCGAAGUUGGCGAUCACAACUCGCUCACUGCCAAUCCUAACGGCGCAUACUCAACUUUGGUAGCUGCACAAUCAUUGGCUCAAGCCAAGAGUGAUGAAGCUGCUCAAACCAAAUCUGGUACUGUUGAAAAGGAAGAAGCAGAGGAAGAGAUCGACCAAGAGGAUGUUAUUCCAAUUGAUCGUGUCAAGAGUGGUCGCUCAAUCACUUCACAGGUAUUAGAAAAGCGUAGAGAAGAAAAAGGUGAAUACAAAGAGAAGAACUACUCGUUCUUCCAAGUCAUUAUCGAAUUAGUCAAGCUCAACAAGGAUGGAAGAUGGAUGUAUGCCAUUGGUGCUGCCGCUGCAUUCGUCACGGGUAGUGUUUAUCCUAUCUUCUCUAUUCUGUUCGGUAAAACAUUGCAAGAUAUUUCACUUAGUCCAGAAGACCCAAAUUACCACUCACAAAUGAGACAUAACGGUGACAGAGAUGCCCUUUGGUUCUUUGUCAUAGCCAUUGGAUCAGCUAUCGCUAUUUACAUUCAAUCACUCAUGAUGCACUCUGCAGGUGAAAAAUUAACUUACGUCCUUCGUCACAAAUCAUUCAAGAAACUUCUCCGUUCGGAUAUAGAGUACUUUGAUCAAAAGGAGAACAGCACUGGUGUUCUCACAUCUCAACUAGCUGAUAACUCACAGAAGGUACAAGGUUUAGCUGGUGUAACUGCAGGUACAAUUAUCCAAUCUUGUUCGACAUUGAUCGUUGGUAUUGCUAUCGGUAUUGGUUAUAAUUGGAAACUCGGUCUCAUUGGUACUGCUUGUAUUCCAUUCACAUUGAGUGCUGGUAUAACAAGACUCCGCAUUGUUGUUUUGAAAGACAAACGCAAUAAAAAGGCAUACGAAGAUAGUGCUCAAUUAGCUUGUGAGGCAGCUGGAUCUAUCAGAACUGUCGCAUCUCUCACCAGAGAAGAUCAACUCUCCCAGUAUUAUCACGAUGCUUUGGAAAUUCCGUACAACCACAGUGUUAAGAGUGCUAUUUACUCUAGCGCUCUUUACGCUCUAGGACAAUGUCUCACAUUCUGGGUUCUCGGUCUUAUCUUCUGGUACGGUACUCAACAACUCACGAAAUUGGAAGUAGACAUCCAAGGUUUCUACGUUACACUUAUGGCAGUUAUCUUCAGUAGUAUUCAAGCAGGAAAUGUAUUCGCCUUCGUCCCAGACAUUUCUAGCGCUAGAGGUGGCGCUGCUCGAGUUCUUAAUUUACUCAGGAUGAAGCCUGAGAUUGAGGUCGAGUACGACAAUCAAGACGGCAAACACCUCGAUACUGUUGAAGGUCAUAUCACAUUUGAAGAUGUCCACUUUAGAUAUCCAACUCGUUCAGAUGUGCCGGUAUUGCGCUCUCUCGAUUUGGAAAUUAAGCCAGGUAGCUACGUCGCAUUGGUAGGACCAUCUGGUUGUGGUAAAAGCACCACCAUUCAGCUCAUAGAACGAUUCUAUGACCCGGCGUACGGUUCAGUCAAGCUCGAUGGUCAUGAAGUGAGGGACCUCAACUUGAACAAUCUCAGAUCGCACAUGGCAUUGGUUUCUCAGGAGCCAACACUCUACGCUGGUACAGUCAAAUACAAUAUUCUCAUGGGUGCUGUCAAGCCACACGAAGAGGUAUCUCAACAAGAGUUGGAGGAUGCGUGCGCAGACGCCAACAUUCUUGACUUCAUUAGAGAUCUUCCAGAUGGCUUUGAGACACAAGUCGGUGGUAAGGGUACACAAUUGUCGGGAGGACAAAAGCAACGUAUUGCCAUCGCUAGAGCACUCAUUCGUAAACCAAAAAUUCUCCUCCUCGAUGAGGCUACCAGUGCUCUCGACCAAACGAGUGAGGCUGUCGUUCAAGCUGCAUUAGAUAAGGUUGCUUCAGGAAGAACAACUAUCGCUAUUGCACAUAGACUAUCAACAAUCCAGAAGGCAGAUAGGAUAUAUGUCUUCAAGGAUGGUAAAGUCAGCCAAGCGGGUACACAUAAAGAGCUCAUUGAACAAAAAGAUGGACUCUAUGCCGAAUUGGUUGCAUUACAAACACUUUCUAAGAAGGAUGCUUAGAUUGUUUUCUUUCAUUCUCGCAUUAUUUCAUCUUCGGACAUUUAAUUUUAUAUAUUAGGCAUUAAUGGUACCGC
Wallemia mellicola CBS 633.66 is the source of this 4132-nucleotide messenger RNA. Its product is annotated as P-loop containing nucleoside triphosphate hydrolase protein. Gene Ontology annotation, biological process: transmembrane transport. The coding region runs from base 378 to 4058 and encodes 1226 amino acids. The record is from RefSeq and is a predicted model, not a curated record. The transcript is spliced from 6 exons. Lineage: Eukaryota; Fungi; Basidiomycota; Wallemiomycetes; Wallemiales; Wallemiaceae. Gene Ontology annotation, molecular function: ATP binding; ABC-type transporter activity; ATP hydrolysis activity. Gene Ontology annotation, cellular component: membrane.